Molecule: messenger RNA, 4624 nt
Organism: Scophthalmus maximus (turbot)
Lineage: Eukaryota; Metazoa; Chordata; Actinopteri; Pleuronectiformes; Scophthalmidae
Gene: usp53b
Product: ubiquitin specific peptidase 53b
Exons: 17
Coding region: 565-3714 (1049 amino acids)
Biological process (GO): protein deubiquitination; sensory perception of sound; response to auditory stimulus
Cellular component (GO): cell-cell junction
Molecular function (GO): cysteine-type deubiquitinase activity
Source: RefSeq, a predicted model, not a curated record
CUAAUCCGCGUCGGACAUUGUGGCUCACAGGCCAUCACCAGCAGACGCUUGCACACACACACACACACACACACACACUCACACACACACACACACACACACACACACACACACACACACAGAAGAAGAAAAAAAUUUCCCCGACACAACAUUGUGCCGACUGGGUCUGCGUGGCACCGGGGGGGCUGCAGCGCGUGUGCGUGUCGGAGGACGGGGAGCUCUGCACGACACUGGCAGAUAGUGGCGUUCACAUGCGCGCGGACACGUCUGCAGUCGUUUUCUAGACAGUUAUUUUUUUAAAAUUUUUUUUGUUAUCCGCAGGUUUUCGGCGCGGAGUCGUUUGGAUUUACGCGUUGACAGCUGGACCGGCGGCGGCGCCUUGCGCCGGGGGGGUUGAGGCGAGCGCGGCAGGGCAAGUCUCCUCGUCCCGUUUAAGAAGAGUCCUCCAAAACCACAGAAUCCGGUCCAGUUGCCAGCCAAUGCCCAGCAGCACAUGGCUGAAGCUGCCCUGUGGCUGAUCCCCCUGACGAUGCUUUCCACCAACCACUCCGGAGGCGCGUGGGGAUGAAAUGGACGGAGCCCAUGGCCAGACCAACACACCAGCUCCCACCUCCCAACAUGUCCAGCUGCAGCAAGUCUCCCUCCAACUCUGGAGGAGUUGCAGGCUCUAACUCCAUGGCUUGGGUGAAGAUGUUCAAAAAACCCGGAGGAGGCCUGAAGAAGUCCUACCAGCCCGGGAGCAUGUUGUCUCUCGCGCUCACCAAAGGCCUGCUGAACGAGCCCGGGCAGAACAGCUGCUUCCUCAACAGCGCUGUUCAGGUGCUUUGGCAGCUAGACAUCUUCAGGAGAAGUUUGAGGCAGCUCUCGGGCCACUUCUGUCUGGGCGACGCCUGCAUUUUCUGCGCUUUAAAGAGCAUAUUCAGCCAGUUCCAACAGAGCCGGGAGCGCGUGCUCCCCUCCGACAGCCUGCGCAACGCUCUGGCCGAAACCUUUAAGGAUGAGCAGCGCUUUCAACUGGGCCUGAUGGACGAUGCUGCUGAGUGCUUUGAGAACAUCCUGGAGCGCAUCCACUUACACAUAGUGUCAGACACAGCGACUGACGCUUGUUCAUCCAAAUCCUGCAUCACCCAUCAGAAGUUCGCAAUGAUGCUUUAUGAGCAGUUUGUGUGUCGCUGCUGUGGUGCAUCUUCAGAUCCACACCCGUUCACAGAAUUUGUACAUUAUGUCUCAACCACCUCUUUAUGCCAACAGGUCGAUCGUAUGUUGGGUAAGAACGAGCGGCUCAGGUCGGACAUGUUUGGAGAGUUGCUGCAGGCGGCAAACAACACAGGGGACCUACGAAGCUGCCCGAGUGACUGCGGUCAGAGUAUCAAGAUCCGCCGUGUACUCAUGAACUGUCCAGAGAUCGUGACUAUAGGAUUCGUGUGGGACGCUGAGCAGUCGGAUCUUACGGACGAUGUCAUCCGGUCACUUGGCCCACGCUUGAACCUGUGUGGGCUUUUCAACCGCGUCACUGAUGAAAAUGCCAAACGGAGUGAGCUGCAUCUGGUGGGGAUGAUCUGUUUUUCGAGCAAACAUUACUCGGCUUUUGCCUAUCACACCAAAUCUUCAAAAUGGAUGUUUUUUGAUGAUGCUACUGUAAAGGAGAUUGGAUCCAAAUGGAAGGACGUUGCCUCCAAAUGCAUCAAGGGACAUUUCCAGCCGCUUCUCCUAUUUUACACUAAUCCCGAGGGAAGCCCAGUGUCCAGUGAAGAUGCACCGAGACAAACCACAAUGUGUCCCCGGUUCAAAGGCCAAGUGAAUGGUGACGCGACAGGGAAACAUCCUGUUGGAAGUCCUAAAAAAUUCCAGGAACCUUUCAUGGAGAAUUUGCAGAGGCCAGGUGAGACAUCCAGGAAGGACAGAGGGCAUCGGAGAACGGACCCGUCACAACACAAAGAGAUGGCACACGCAAGAUCUUCGUCGCCUCCAGAGAACGGACUGAGGCCUUCUGCGGACCACAAGUUAAAAAGCUACCAACGCACCGAGAAGUCGUCCAACCAUUCGAGCAGAGGAUCUCAGGAGCCACGUGGACAAUCCAUGGGUACACAGGGUGGCGGGCAUGGCCAGAGAAACAACACCUCCCCGAGUCGCUAUGAUCAGGAGAGCUGCCAGGAGCAAUGGGAAAAAGGGGGAAGUGGAGGAGGCCGCAAUAAAUCCAAGUCCACCUGGAGACCCAUUCGGGAGGUGUUAAACGUGGACACUGUACUGAGCGAACUGGAGCAGCGCCGUCAGCAGCAGCAGCAGCAGGACAGCCCGCGGCGCAGUAAGCCGUCCCAGGACAGGGUGCACGCCGAACAGAGUCGCGACCGCGACAGGGAAUUUGUGCGAACGAGGGAAGAUCGAAAGCAGAAGUGUUUAAUGACGAUCUACGAGGACGAGCAGAGGCACGAGACCGAGAGCCACAGCUCGGUGGAGUCCGAGAGCAGGGCCAGCCAACAGAGGGGCGGCAGGCUCAAAGGCGGCCCCAAGACGCUGCUGCGCAGUGACACCUGGACCAUUCAGAGGACUGAGUCGGGCUACGAGAGCAGCGACCGACUCAGCAGCGGCUCCACCAACCCAGACUCACCUGGGGUGGAUGGCUUUGCAGUGAAAGACCCGAGGUCAACACCAGAGGCACAGCUGCAAAGCCAGCUGCAUCAAAAGGGAGGCGAUGCAAAAUCAUGUGGAAUGCCGUCGCCUUCACACAACGGUAAACAUCAACCCAAACCUCAGGGAAAGAGCCAUGACCAAGUUUCACAUCCUCAUCUAAAGUCCAGUCCAAGUUCAAGACGGAAAUCAAAGUACACUUCUAGCACCUCCAGGAAGGUGGUGUGUUCGGAGCGGGACUCCACCGGGUGUGAGAGCAGGCAGAGUGAUCAGCAGGAGCUGACCAACUGCAGAGAAGGUUCGGCACCGAGGCACUUCACAAAAACCAGCAGCUCCGAGUGGAACAGCUCCGAUGAUCUCGCUCUCUCGGAGCCUGACGACAGGGAAAGCACUUACCGCUCCAGUAACAGCGAGGCCGUUGCCUCUGAUCCCCCGUGUCCUCUCAUAACCCUGCCAUACCAGACCCCGUGCAGUGUGACCGCAGAGCCUCUUCAACUCAACCAUCAGCGUCAGCUCAGCGCCACAGGGUCCCCGCACCUCCGGCCCGCCCAGCGAGCCCCUCCCCACCAGGGCGAAACGAGCCACACCGCGUUUCGCCCGAGGGUGCUUCAAGAGCCCCUUCCGUCGAGUCCUCGCCUUUCGCCCGCGGCCUACGUCAGUCCUCACAGGAAGCCCGACAUGUCGGGCCUCCGGACCUUCUCGGACGCGAGCUCCAGGUCGGGCUCCGACCCGGAGAGGAGCACUCCGUCGUCUUGUGAGAGUGAGGAGAGACUAACUGCGUGCAGAGUGGAACAGGCGGCGUCGGCUCAGGAGGUUUCCCUGACAACAUACUUCAACGUGGAUAACUGCAUGACGGAAACAUACCGACUCAAGUACCACAACCAGAGGCCUCUGGUCCUCUCUGCCACGGUGCCCCGGACAGUGGCUGCGGCUGAGCGCAGAGAUGCCGGCCACACGCUCCCUGCCGACACACACUCGCAAGAUGUGCCAAAAAUCAGACCUGAGACAAGCCAUAAUAGCAAUAAACCCACUGCAAAAUGGAACCCAGUGACAGCCAAAGGACUGGAUGAACGUGGUUUUUUAUGAAUGUCUGAACUCGGUAAGUGUUGUUUACAAGGACGGCCCGUGGUCAGUAGAGAACGAAGUGGAUGCCAAAGAGUGAAGAGAGAAUGGAAGGACCUUCUGAAGCCUGACAUCUCUAAAUUGAGUAGAAUUGAUUUAUGCAAGCUUGUCCACUUGAGGAAAACCUAUUUCUAAAAGCUGUUGAAUAUUUUUCUGAUGGAUUAUUAACUAUUACAUAUGAUGUCUUCUGUCCUCCUGCAGUAUUGCUGCGACAAGAUUUAGUUUGAACCAAAAUCUAGACUGUUUCCAGUUUGCACAGAGGCGUUUUGACUCUUUUUGGUCACCUUAUCUCAAGUUUAUUUAUUUAUUUUUAUUAAGCGGUUCUGCACAAAGGCGCCGCAGACUACAAGGUAUACCGAUAAAGUAUAUAUAAAGUCAGGCAAGUGAGAUAACAAAUCACGGCAUGAUGACAUUAAAAAACGGUGUGCUCAAGUUACUUCAUUAGAAUACAAUGUCAUUCUACACAACACGUUAAAACCUACAGGCCGAGGUUUGGAUCUUCAGCAGCAGGUUUGAGGUUUGAGACUGAAAAUGUUUUCAAUAACGUGUCAGCAGUUUGCUGACUUUAUGCACAUUUCUGGGCUUUGCAGUCCGUCAGUUUGUUUGAGCUGUUAUCAAUUAUCAGUUCUUUCACAACAUUCAUGCGUUAAUGAAUGACUGAAGGCGGAUCCGUAACAGUGUGUUGAGAAAGAGUGACCCAAGUGAUUCUUCAGGUGAUUUGUUCAAUUUCCUGGACAAUUGUCAUAUAGAUUUCAUUUCAUUUCAUCCAUCACUCAGUGGGGCUGCACGGUGGUGUCUCACAGCAAGAAGGUUCUGGGUUCGAGUCCCGGUUCAAACCAACCAGGGCCUUUCUGUGUUGAGUUUCCAUGUUCUC